Messenger RNA from Hippopotamus amphibius kiboko, 6146 nucleotides. It is a transcript of the gene ZNF316, whose product is annotated as zinc finger protein 316. Gene Ontology annotation, molecular function: sequence-specific DNA binding; DNA-binding transcription factor activity, RNA polymerase II-specific. Gene Ontology annotation, cellular component: nucleus. Gene Ontology annotation, biological process: regulation of transcription by RNA polymerase II. NCBI's taxonomy places the organism in Eukaryota, Metazoa, Chordata, Mammalia, Artiodactyla, Hippopotamidae. The record is from RefSeq and is a predicted model, not a curated record. The coding region runs from base 167 to 3175 and encodes 1002 amino acids. The transcript has 6 exons.
CGGAGCCCGGCGGCGGCACUUCCGGUGCCCACGCGCCGCCGCCGCGCAGCUCUGGGGCCGUCACUUUGUGUAGCGCGGGGCGCGCAGGCCCCGGCCCGGCCCCGGUGUCCGGCGGCGGCUCGGCGGCGGGCGCGCGCGGGCGAGCUGAGGCUCCCUUCCAGAGACGAUGGCGGCCCUGCACACGGCUCCGGACUCCCCACCCGCCCAGCUGGAGAGGGUGGAGGACGGAUCGGAAUGUGAUCCUAGUCAGGAGGAAGAAGAGGAGGAAGAAAAGGGGGACAGGGUGGAGGAGCCGGAGGAGGAGGAGGUGAUGGUGGUGGAGGAGGAGGAGGACGAGGCCGUGGCAGAGGAGCUGCAGGCGGACGGAGUGCAGGCAGGGCCGGUGCGGCAGGUGGAGGAGGAGGAGGACGACAACGACGUGCAGGAGGUGGUGGCGGAAGAGCGGAGUCCAGCGUCGGAGACCCCGGAGCACCUUAGCUGUGGUGGGGACGCAGGUCUCCAGGAAAAGACCCUGCAGGCCUCCCGGGCUCCAGCCAUGCCGAGGGGUGAGGAUCUCGAUCAGGAAGAGGACGAGGACGAGGAGGGAGAGGAGGAGGAAGAGGAGGAGGACGAUUCCCUGACAUCUGGGUCUCAGGGGCUGGUGACCUUUGAAGAUGUGGCUGUGUACUUCUCCCUGGAGGAGUGGGAAAGGCUGGAUGUGGGCCAGCAGGGGCUUUACAAGGAGGUCAUGCAGGAGAACUAUGGGAUCCUGGUGUCCUUGGGAUACCCAAUCCCCAAGCCGGAUCUGAUCUUCCGGCUGGAGCAAGGAGAGGAACCUUGGGUCCCGGAUAGCCCCCGUCCCGAGGAGGGAGACAUCGUCACUGGCGUCUACACAGGGGCCUGGUUCUGGACCGAAGACAUAGAGGACCACGAGGAGGAGGACGACGAGGACUUCCUGGCAGAGGUGGCGGAGGAGGAGAACGAGCCCCCCGGGCUGUGGUCGGCGGCCUACGGCGUGGGGGAUGUGCCGGGGACCUGGGGCCCCGACGACUCGGAUUCCGCGCAGACUCCGGAGGGGUGGGGUCUCGACCCCGGUGGCCUCGGAGUCCUGGCCGAGGGGUCUGAGGUGAAGCCCUUUCUGCCGGGCCGGGAGCCGGGCGGGAGCCUACUGGCGCCCUGGGCGUUUCCGGCCGCGGUGGCCGCUCCGGCCGGGCGGCCAGAGACGACGUGCGACGUGUGCGGCAAAGUGUUCCCGCACCGGUCGCGGCUGGCCAAGCACCAGCGCUACCACGCGGCCGUCAAGCCCUUCGGCUGCGACGAGUGCGGCAAGGGCUUCGUGUACCGCUCGCACCUAGCCAUCCACCAGCGCACGCACACCGGCGAGAAGCCGUUCCCGUGCCCGGACUGCGGCAAGCGCUUCGUGUACAAGUCGCACCUGGUCACCCACCGGCGCAUCCACACGGGCGAGCGGCCCUACCGCUGCGCCUUCUGCGGCGCGGGCUUCGGGCGCCGCUCCUACCUGGUCACGCACCAGCGCACGCACACGGGCGAGCGGCCCUACCCCUGCCCGCACUGCGGCCGCAGCUUCAGCCAGAGCUCGGCGCUCGCGCGGCACCAGGCCGUGCACACGGCGGACCGGCCCCACUGCUGCCCCGACUGCGGCCAGGCCUUCCGCCUCCGCGCCGACUUCCAGCGCCAUCGACGGGGCGGCGGCUGCGCGGAGCCUGGCGGCGACGGCGGUCCUCGGCGGGAGCCCUGCGAGACAGCGCCCACGGCGGGGUCCGAGGAGGCCGAGGCCGGGCCUGAGGGGCCUGAGGUCGACGAAGCAGACGGAGAGGCCGAGGCGAGAGAGGCGGCGGUGGAGGCGCCCAACCCCAGGAGCAAAGACGACCCCGAGCCGGACCGGCGGUUUCUGGGGCUAGGCAACGGCCUGGGGGAGGGCGAAGGCCCUUCCUCGCACCCGCUCGGCUUCCACUUCCCCAUGCACCCCAAGUCUUGGCUCCACCCGGAUGGCUUCCCGAUCCUGGGCCUCCCGGACUUCGGGGAGCGGCUGCCGACCGACGGGCGCCCCCUGUCCGGGCCCCUGGGGGGCCGGCUCUCUCUGGUGGAGGGCGCGGGGCUGGCCUGCGACCCUUUCGGCGGCGGUGCCGGGCCUGGGGGCGGCGGCGGCCUGCGUGCGUUCGGGCCUGCAGUCGGAGGGCUGCUGGCGGAGCCCGCGCCCGCCGCGCUGGCCGAGGAGGAGAGCCCGUGGAUCUGCUCGGACUGCGGCAAGACGUUCGGGCGCCGCGCGGCGCUGGCCAAGCACCAGCGCUACCACGCGGGCGAGCGGCCGCACCGCUGCGCAGACUGCGGCAAGAGCUUCGUGUACGGCUCGCACCUGGCGCGCCACCGCCGCACGCACACGGGCGAGCGGCCCUUCCCGUGCCCCGAGUGCGGCGCGCGCUUCGCCCGCGGCUCGCACCUGGCGGCGCACGUGCGCGGCCACACGGGCGAGAAGCCCUUCGUGUGCGGCGUGUGCGGUGCGGGCUUCAGCCGGCGCGCGCACCUGACGGCGCACGGGCGCGCGCACACGGGCGAGCGGCCCUACGCCUGCGGCGAGUGCGGCCGCCGCUUCGGGCAGAGCGCGGCGCUGACGCGGCACCAGUGGGCGCACGCCGAGGAGAAGCCGCACCGCUGCCCCGACUGCGGCAAGGGCUUCGGCCACAGCUCGGACUUCAAGCGGCAUCGGCGCACGCACACGGGCGAGAAGCCCUUCCGCUGCACCGACUGCGGCCGCGGCUUCGCCCAGCGCUCCAACCUGGCCAAGCACCGGCGCGGCCACACGGGCGAGCGGCCCUUCCCGUGCCCGGAGUGCGGCAAGCGCUUCUCGCAGCGCUCGGUGCUCGUGACGCACCAGCGCACGCACACGGGCGAGCGGCCCUACGCCUGCGCCAACUGCGGCCGCCGCUUCUCGCAGAGCUCGCACCUGCUCACCCACAUGAAGACGCACCGCGGCGCGGCGGGCGCGCCCGGCCAGGCGCCGGCGGUCCCCGCACCCAAGGCCGAGGCGCCCGCUAAGGGGCCGCCGGGCGCGGGGACCGGGCCCGCGGAGCGCGGCAGCACUCUGCUGGAGUUCGCUGGCGGAACGAGCUUCGGCUCCGAGCCGACGGCCGCGUUCGCGGGGCCCUCAGGCGCCUACGAGGAGAGCAUCAUGUGAGGGCCCCAGGCCGACGGAGGCGCAGCCCGCUAGGCCACCGGCCCCUCCCCAGGGCGGCUCGGGCGCCGGCCCCUUCCUCCUCUGGCCUCCGGGGGCUGAGGGUCCCAGUUCUGGUGCGGUGCCUUCCCCUCAGCCCCGGUGCACCGCCCCCCGGCCUCGGGCUUCCCUCCUGCCCGGCCCUAGAGAAUCGGCCGCCGAGCUCGGAUGGCCGUGCGGGGGGCGCAGGGGGAGAGGAGAGCUGCACGCGGAGCAGAUGGGGGCAGGGGGCGGCCACCCCGGCAAGAGACUGCGACAUUCCUGGAUCGAUGCGGUGAGGCCAAGCGGUAGGAAUGGCAGGCGAUGUUAUUUAUUUUACUCGGAUUCCGAUUUGGGUGGCCCGGGGGAAAGGUGGCUUGUGAGUUAGAAAUUGGGUAUUACAGCGGGGAAGGGGAAGCCCUUGCAUCAAGGGAGGGUGGGGUGGUCGAGGGCAGAGCAUAUGGCUACUCCAGUGGGUUUGGUUGACCACUGCUUCCCAUUCCUUAGCGGGAGACUUCAGGGACUUUUCGAGUAUGUCCAGAAAGUUUUCAGGACUGUGUACGUGGCGAGGGAAAGCAUCGUGGGUUUUCAAAGGACGAUGUUCCUCCCUAAUUCGGGGCGGGGGGAAGCGGAGAUGCAGCUGGGAAAGCUUUUAUUCUGUGACUGUGGAUAUUUAUUUCUAUCACUUGCGUGGCCCGAAGAAUCUGGAGGGAGGAGAAAAAGCCAGAAACCAAAUUGUGGCCCCAGGCAGAUGGGUUGCAGGUGUUUGCAGGGUCCCCAGGGAGUUUGAAGCCUUAUUCUCCAGAGUGGCUCACUCACCUCACCCGGCUUGAGCUCCCAGAGCAGCCAGGCCAUGUGGGUUUUAGUCUCAGCCUCCUCUCUGAGUCCUUUGGUACUUCCACCUCGGGCUGCUGGAGGCGGCAUACUCAGAGAUUCUUGGGGAGCCCCGCAGCCCAGGGCCCAACCUUGGGCUCCCUGGCUGCCACCUCUCCCUGAGCGGGUGGACACACGGGGCCCUGCUCUUCUGAGCCCGUUGCUCAUCUAGAUUUAAUAGCUGAGUGUAAACUGAUAAGAGGUUGGUAGCAGGAUCAUUUCUGACAUCCCAUGAUUAGGGCCCUAUGACCUCCGCGGGUUCAUUUAACUGCUUCUGUUAUUAUCCUACACUAGAAGUGAGUAGUGUUUCUGGUUAGAUUGCCAUCUCACAGAGUGGGCAGUGGGUGGAGGCACCGCGGGCCGGGCCGUCUGGGUGGUGGUCCACCUCUGGGGGUUCAGACCUCAGCCCGUGGCUCAGUGACUGACCAAGUAUCCAACUAUGCAAAGCACGCAACUGGCCAGCACCCGGCCUUCCAGGCUGGGCUGUUUCAAGCCACCAGGUGACCUGCAAGACACCCCCCUCCCCCUUAAUGCCUUUUGGGCCAGUGUGAAUGGGGCCAGGAAACUGAAAUUUUGAACCCACCACAUUCCCUUUUAGACCUAGUUCUUUCUGUUUUAGUGUAGGCAUGGCCUUGGGGCCUGAGGGCCAGCAGCCAGGCUGCUAGAGGCUGGGCGGGUAGGAGGCACAGGAGUUGGGGUGGAAGGAAGACCUGGAUGGUGGUGGUGAGAAUCAGCCUGGCCAGGUGAGGGUGGGGUGGGCUGGGGUGGUGAGCAGGACGGGCUCCCAAGGAAGUGCCGGUGGUGCUGGGUGGUGCGCUCUGUCGCUGGUUUCUCUCUCCCUGCUGUGGGAAGGAGCCUCAGGAAGAGCCAAGGGCAAGGUGGGCCGGCCCUGCGUGGCCAGGCCCUGGUCCAUGCCCGUCCUGCCUGGCACACAGCCCUUGAGUACAGACCUUCGAUACCCCUCCUGGGCCCCAGCCGCCCCUUGCCGGCCCACAGCUGUCGGCAGGAGGACCUAGCUUUAAUAAAGAGUGGAUGAACGAGCUUUGUGACUGGAUUCCGUGUUGUUGCCGCUCCUUGGAGCCUUCAGGGAGGCCCUGCAAGGCUUCAGGCCCCCCUUGCUUCUGCAAAAGAUCUUUAGCAGUUUCUCUUCUCAGAAACUAGAAUUGGCCUGUGAGGAGUCAGCCCAAGAGAGCUUUGGCCCCUGGCAGCCGUGUCCACUAAGUCUUUCUGGGAGUCCCCAGUGGGCCCCCAUGCUGCCACCUACUUUGUAACAUGCACACCUGUCUCAGGACACCAUUGUGUGUAGGAUUGUCUUGGCCAGGUCCCCUUUCCUGGUGGUCCAACACCGUGUGGGUUUAUCCAGGCUUAACUGGUCUGUGCCAGGGCAGAGCACACCCUCCCCCUGCCGGGGGCCCAGACACCUUCCUUUUUUUGAUUUAUUGGCUUCUCACCACAUGGUGUCCCCACGACCAGAUCUGACCCUCCUGUCCUUUCCCCAUGAAUUUGAAAAAUAUGAACUAUGAAGUAAAUUCUCUUUUCAAGUGUGAUUUGGAGGCAUCGGAACAGAACCUAGUAUUUCAGUGGCAGGUGGACAUUUAGACCUAGUUUAAUAUGAGUGACCUUGAGGAUCUUAAGGUCUAUUCAGAAAAGUUAUGUUAUUCACUGACAUAGCUUACGGUUGUCCAGCCAGAUACUUUAUUUUAGGGGGGAAAUAAGGCAAUUCUGAUGGGCAUAGAAAAAAAAGGAGACACCCUGGUUUUGAGAGGAUUUCCAAAUUCCUGGAGUCCUCAUUCAUUCAGCAAAUGUCAAUCCAGCAUCUCCCAUCAUUUCCAAGGAGGAAUGAAAACCCUCAGUGCCCUGUGAGAUGUGACCCAUGAAAGGUGGUGCUUGGAGGAGAGUCUCAAGGCCCUGAGCACCCUCUGGUCUCCACUUAACUUUUAUUGCUUGAAUUUCCCCAUCCUCCUCCCUCUCACCUGACCCUUUCACGUAAUCUCUUCAAACAUUUCCUUCUAACUUUUUUUCUUUCCCUCAUUGGCUACAUAUGGAAUAAAGUAUUUUGGAAUUUUUGGUUAUAUUUAUUAAA